AUGAAGAGGUGUAAUGAGACCAGUGUAUCUGAAUUCAUCCUCCUGGGGCUCCCCAUCAAGCCAGAGGAUCAAACCAGGUUCUAUGCCCUGUUCCUGGCCAUGUACCUGACCACAGUGCUGGGGAACCUGCUCAUUAUCCUGCUCAUCAGGCUGGACUCUCACCUCCACACCCCCAUGUACUUCUUCCUCAGCCACUUGGCCUUCACUGACAUCUCUUUCUCAUCAGUCACAGCUCCAAAGAUGCUGAUGAAUAUGCUGACACAGAGUCAAUCCAUCUCAUAUGCUGGAUGCAUUUCCCAGGAAUUUUUCUUAUUAUUUGGGGGCAUUGACAGUUUCCUUCUCACCUCAAUGGCCUAUGAUAGGUAUGUGGCAAUCUGUCACCCCCUCCACUACACUACAGUCAUGAAUCAGAGCCUCUGUUGGCUGCUGAUAAUUUUGUCCUGGGUCUUGUCUUCUGUCAGUGCCCUUGUGCACACCCUUCUCCUAUCCCAUCUCUCUUUCUUUGGAGACAACACUGUGCCUCACUUCUUCUGUGACCUCUCUGCCUUACUAAAGUUGUCUAGCUCUGAUACCACUACAAAUGAGUUGGUUAUCUUCCCUAUAGGAACAGUGGUCAUUACCCUACCAUUCAUAUGCAUUCUGGUCUCUUAUGGAUACAUUGGGGCCACCAUCCUGAAAACUCCCUCCAUCAAGGAUAUCUGCAAAGCAUUGUCCACAUGUGGUUCUCACCUCUCUGUGGUUUCUCUGUACUAUGGAGCAAUUAUUGGAUUAUAUCUUUUCCCCUUAUCUAAUAACAUUUAUGAGAAGGAUGUUAUUGUGUCUGUGUUGUACACUAUGGUCAUACCCAUGCUGAAUCCCUUUAUCUAUAGUCUGAGAAAUCGGGAUAUGAAAGGAGCUCUGAAAAAUGUAUUCAGUAGAAGAACAUUUUCUGUGUGA
This is a messenger RNA of Castor canadensis (American beaver), 936 nucleotides long. Its product is annotated as olfactory receptor 1J21-like. Gene Ontology annotation, biological process: G protein-coupled receptor signaling pathway. The record is from RefSeq and is a predicted model, not a curated record. Gene Ontology annotation, cellular component: membrane. Lineage: Eukaryota; Metazoa; Chordata; Mammalia; Rodentia; Castoridae. Gene Ontology annotation, molecular function: olfactory receptor activity; G protein-coupled receptor activity.